GCUCCUCUGAACAGAAAGCGGAAACAAAGGAAACCAAAAUUGUAAAACACACCCUGGCGAUCAGUGAAGAGAAAUAGAAAUCAUCGUCUUGCUUUUAUCAAAGAUUAUAUCUAUACAGUGUAUAAAGUACGGACAUUUGGCUACGUCUGUCGACAUGGCUUUGAAAAGAAUACAAAAGGAGUUGCAUGAUUUACAAAGAGAUCCGCCUGCCCAGUGUUCUGCAGGUCCAGUCGGAGAGGACUUGUUUCACUGGCAAGCAACAAUAAUGGGGCCGGGUGACAGUCCAUAUCAAGGAGGAGUGUUUUUUCUCACAAUCCACUUUCCUACAGACUAUCCCUUCAAACCACCAAAGGUAGCAUUCACGACAAAAAUAUAUCACCCAAACAUAAACAGUAAUGGAAGUAUCUGCCUGGACAUUCUGAGAUCACAGUGGUCACCAGCUCUAACAGUGUCAAAAGUUUUACUGUCCAUAUGUUCGUUGCUCUGUGAUCCAAAUCCAGAUGACCCAUUAGUUCCAGAUAUAGCACACAUCUACAAGUCUGACAAAGAAAAGUACAACAGACUGGCGAGAGAAUGGACCCAAAAAUAUGCAAUGUAAAAACUUAGCCAAUAAUUUCAAGUCACAAAGCACUGUAAAUUCUAGAGCCUAAAAGCCCUUAGGUUAUACUAUUGAACAUAAUGUACUGUUAACAUUUAUCAUACAAGCAAUUUCAGUUGUAUAAAUUCACAAAUGUAACAUGUUUCUUUUUUCCCCUUCCUUAGUCAUUGGGUCCAUUUUUUAAUUAAAAAAAUAAAUUAUGCAGUUUUUACAACAGGCAUCCAUUAAGAUUUUUUUUCUUUCUUUUCUGUAGGUAAUUUCUUUUUUCCAUUUAGAAAUUUUUAUUGUAUAGUACAAAACUGGUCUGGAUCUAUUUUUAUUAUUUUGCAUUAAAAAUUGUAUAAAAACUGCA
Paramormyrops kingsleyae is the source of this 950-nucleotide messenger RNA. It is a transcript of the gene ube2d1b, whose product is annotated as ubiquitin-conjugating enzyme E2D 1b. NCBI's taxonomy places the organism in Eukaryota, Metazoa, Chordata, Actinopteri, Osteoglossiformes, Mormyridae. The record is from RefSeq and is a predicted model, not a curated record.